UUUGCUCCUCUGUGUCUGGGGCUCAGUGAGAACUGUGAGAGGCUAUUUAGCUCUGUUACAGCAGUCGGGUAGCAGCUCACCCUCAAGAGUGAGGGGGGACAAAAAAAAGGAAGGAGCAGAGAGGCAGAGUCACGCUCAGCGUAGCCCCAGCCAGGCAGGAACCAGAUCUGCAUUCCAGGACGAGGACGGAAAGAGGGAAAGCUGUGCAUCUGCAGGAAAACCAGCGCAGAGAGUGACAGUGAGAGAUAAGUGAAGGGAAGGUAGCUGAUAGCUGUUGCUGCUGUCACUGCCUCAGUGGGUGACGUGAGCAGUGAGAGCAGGGCAGCAGCAUAGGCAGGACGUGUAGUGAUUUGUGCUGAGGGCGUUCAAGAGGGGGUUACCAUGUUUGACUGUAUGGAAGCUCUGGGAAUGGGCCCCCGUCAGCUGUAUGAUGUCACCAGCCGUGGUGCGUGCAUGCUGCGGAAGGCGAGCCCCUUCUUUGCAGGGCUGGACCCCUUUGCCUGGACGGGCAGUGCCAGUGUUCAGUCGGUGGAAACCCAGAGCACCAGCUCAGAGGAGAUGGUACCCAGUUCUCCGUCUCCCCCUCCUCCGCCUCGAGUCUACAAGCCCUGCUUUGUGUGCCAGGACAAGUCCUCAGGGUAUCACUACGGGGUCAGCUCUUGUGAGGGCUGCAAGGGUUUCUUCCGCCGUAGUAUCCAGAAGAACAUGGUGUACACCUGUCACCGGGAUAAGAACUGCCAGAUUAACAAGGUCACACGCAACCGCUGCCAGUACUGCAGGCUGCAGAAGUGCUUCGAGGUCGGCAUGUCCAAGGAAGCGGUGCGUAAUGACAGAAACAAGAAGAAGAAGGAUGUGAAGGAGGAGGUGGUGCUUCCUGAGAGCUAUGAGCUCAGUGGAGAGCUGGAAGAGUUGGUCAAUAAAGUCAGCAAAGCUCACCAAGAGACCUUUCCGUCCCUUUGCCAGCUGGGAAAAUACACCACAAACUCCAGCUCAGACCACCGUGUUCAGCUGGACCUAGGACUCUGGGAUAAGUUUAGCGAACUUUCCACCAAAUGCAUCAUCAAGAUUGUGGAAUUUGCCAAGCGGCUGCCAGGUUUCACCAGCCUCACCAUUGCUGACCAAAUCACUUUACUGAAGUCAGCGUGCCUGGACAUACUGAUGUUGAGAAUCUGCACACGCUACACCCCAGAGCAGGACACUAUGACCUUCUCCGAUGGCCUGACAUUGAACCGAACUCAGAUGCACAACGCUGGUUUUGGGCCGCUAACAGAUCUGGUCUUUGCCUUUGCUGGUCAGCUUCUACCCCUGGAGAUGGAUGACACAGAAACCGGUCUCCUCAGUGCCAUCUGCCUUAUAUGUGGAGACCGCAUGGAUCUGGAGGAGCCCGAGAAAGUGGAUAAGCUGCAGGAGCCGCUACUUGAAGCUCUUAAAAUCUAUGCCCGUCGUAGACGUCCAAACAAACCUCACAUGUUCCCCCGCAUGCUGAUGAAGAUCACUGACCUCAGAGGGAUCAGCACAAAGGGUGCAGAAAGAGCCAUCACUCUAAAGAUGGAGAUCCCAGGCCCGAUGCCUCCUUUGAUCAGGGAGAUGCUGGAGAACCCAGAGGCCUUUGAGGACCAAACGGAUAGUAACGAGAGUGCGCUGCCCCCGCCUCCGCCGCCACCGCCUCCGCCAGCUGUUGUUGUGAAGCAGGAGGCCGAGGACGAGGACGACAGCUGGGCCACAGAAAAUGGGAGUGAGCCAUCCCCAGAAGAGGAGGACGAAGAUGACGACGACGAGCUGGGCGAUGAAGAACGCGACAGGGCCUCGGACAGUGAUGGGGAGCCCUGGGGGGUGUUGGAUAACUUAGACGGGUCGAGGAAAGGCUUUGCUGGGAGGACACAGUGAACAGAACAUUUCAUGCACAGUCGUACAAGCAUACACACACACAUAGACAAACAGCACAACCUCACACACUUCCACAUCAAAAAAUGCUGGCCUUUCCUCUCUCCCCCUCCCGCUCUUCUAGCUGCACAUCACUGUGUCCCCUUCAGCGGAGCACAGCAGAGCCUUAAGUGUACAGACACCUUCUAACUCAGGCCUCAUGGUCCAUUACUUGUAAACUCCAGAAAGAAAAAGUCAAAAAGAGGUUGCAGGAAACCAUAUGAACUCCUGGCAAAGCCACGAGGGAAGUAAAAGAAACAAAAACAGAACAGAAACUGUUUGAAAAAGCUAAACAGUUCUUUGCUUUUCCCACUAUUGUUGUUGUUGAUAUAUGAAUAGUGGAACGGCCAAACCCGACUCCAGAACUGAGCAGUCGUUUGUGGUUGAUUGCAGCAAGCACAUUACAACAAAAGAACAGGGCAAAACCAAAUAGUGUAUGCUAACCUUUUGUUUGAAUGCUUUUGAAUAUUGAUUUUAGCUUCUUUUUGUUCAUUUUUGAGUUACUGAAUAAGUUCAUACGUAUCUAAAUAAUGUAAUGUUUUGUCUUUGAUGUGUUUAUUCUGAUUUUAUACAUGAUUUAAGGGUCUUCUUUAUCAGCUACGGACGCUUAGCUCGGGCGUCUGUCGGCCCUUCUGCUCAUUGUGGAUCUCUUCGAUAUUCAACCCAGAGAACUAUUACUGUUUUAUGGUGACUUAAUCAGUUUCUGUUAUCAGGGAAUUGGCAUUGUUUCGAUUUUGCUGCCGUUGUAGCCAACAUGUGCUGUCAGUGCAGGAUGUAUCUACGUGCCAAAGUUAGGGAAAGGCAUCAAUGGAGUACGAGUUUGACUCCUGGCAGGGACUCCAACUACAAUCAGGCAAUACUCACACCACAGUGCUCCCACACAUACGCACUAAGAACACACACUCAGUCUCACAGUGUCAGGAUCACACUUACACACACGCUUAACAGCUUCAUUGUCAGAGUUGGCAGAUGUAUCCUCCUGGCCCAGAAUGCCAGGAUGGAAAUUUAGUCCUGACCAUAACUGCAGCGCUUUUUAUGAUCUCAUUCAAAUUUGGCCCGUUUCAUAGGUAGACGGGAUGGAUCAGAUCUUUUAAACUGGGUAGGUUUGUGAUCAGUUAAUAUCUUACCUGUUGAAGAUAGCUUUUUGAACAACAUCAUUUUGUAAAAACAGAUGAGUUCUGAUUUAAUUGAUGUGCUAACGGCUAGUCAAUCAGUCACAGAUUUCCGCUGUUUAAGCAAAAACUGUUCCACAACAUUAACAUGCUGUAAAUUUUACAUAAAUGGCUAUUUCUAUAGAAUUUUAUGGUUCAUUUAUCAUGAAAACAGAAAACGUUUCAGGAUAUUUUUUAAAGUGUACAGGGUUACAAAAUACAACUUGUAUUAAAAAAAAGAGACAUUUUUGAAUCAGUGAUUUCAGGAUUUCUGACACCAGCCCAGAUGUUACCAGCCAUUGGCUCCUCAGUCUGAUCAGAUCUAAUCUCUGUUUCUUCAAACUGAGGUUGUUAAAGGUGUGGAACGCUGAAGAAACAUCUUUAAAUCCUUAUUUCUGAUAAUAAUCGGUCACUCUUAGUUUUUUACACAAGCUGAACAGGAAAAUAGUCUCCUACACCUAUCUCCUGCAUUAGCUUCUGAUGAUGCUAGGACUUGAAAAGCCUGACAGUGCUACGUCACACUGUCACUUAACAUUCAUGGACUCACCUACCUUGACUUGCAAAGGGGAAGGCAGAGAAUGUCUUGGUCAGUAGAAGCUAACUGUUAGCAUUAGCAACUUCACCACAAAGCAGAACUCCUUCAAACAUGUUAAUUGUGGCAAUAAAACAUCAACAUUGCAAGUCAGUCAUGUUGCUGCUAUAUAAUCUGGGGUGAGAUAUCCAUAUAUCAGAAAAUAAGACCACCCCAUGGCUUACAGGGCAUGCAUUCCUACUAUAGACCACUGCAAAUGCAUUGAUUAACUGAGUGUUCCACACCUUUAAAGAACAAAUGACAGACCAAAAUGUACAUUUUUUCCACACACUCAUUUUGAAGGACCUGAAUAGUUCCUUUAAUAAAUCAAGCUUCCCUCUCAGAGCUCAUAUUCCCUUUAGCGUGAGUUAAUGAGAACAUCAUAACAACACACUCCAACGUAAAGCACUCCUCUGUGACGUCCCUAGAUGAAUGCACCAUAGACAAAAACACCCACACGUGAUAGCAUCAACACAAUGAAUAAAGGCAUAUGCAAGCCGUAACAGGAAUCUUUUUCUAUGAAAGACAUUUUGAAUCUGACUCAGGGCUUUUCAGUGAGGACCAAACACUAGCUGCAUUUUAGGCAUGCUAGCAACAGGCAAUAUUUAUGUGUAUUCUUAUCUAUGUAGAUUCUCAAGUCCCUCUGUGUGUACCUAGAAGGCGACAAGUCUGAAACCCAGCAUGGAUGUCCUCUGACUCUGGAGAGGGGGAUGGAGCGUUGUCACCUUCAUCAUCACCUCUGAUCACCAUGCUGACCAACCAUGCAUCAAAUGACGUCCUCUUCCCUAAAGCCAUUUUCUCAUCUUGUCUUCUUUUGUAUAUUCUUGGUUCUUUUUGAGGAAGCAGAGGAAUGUUAUAUGUGUUCUCGUUUAUCACUUCUUUAUUGCCAAAAUGUCACAGUGGGCGAUCAGCUGGGAAAACAUGGCUGAUGCGCAGUACAGAGGUUUAAUUUUUUUCUCUGUUUGAAGCAAUACUCUUUGUAGCAGUGAGGCUUGUCUUCUGAGCGUGGGCAUGUCUUGGUGUGUGUGUGCGCACGCGUGUGUGUGAGUGAACGGUUUUCAAUCAUAGGGUGGAUGUCCUCAGCUUGGUGCUUUCACACAGAGGCUUGUGUGUGAUGACCUCAUCUUUUUUGUGAUGGAAAUGCUGGCAGAAUAUUGAGAUUAUGUUGUUUUAUGUAUUUUCUUUCAUUAUUAUUUUUUCAACAAGGCUAAUGUGUUGCCGACCCUCUGUUUAUGUCAACUCUUGUCAUAAAAAGAAAAGCCAUAUAAACAGUAAGAGGCACAAUAAACUACUUUUGUGAGAGUA
Molecule: messenger RNA, 4950 nt
Organism: Nothobranchius furzeri (turquoise killifish)
Lineage: Eukaryota; Metazoa; Chordata; Actinopteri; Cyprinodontiformes; Nothobranchiidae
Gene: rarga
Product: retinoic acid receptor gamma a
Biological process (GO): regulation of transcription by RNA polymerase II; cellular response to corticotropin-releasing hormone stimulus; retinoic acid receptor signaling pathway
Cellular component (GO): nucleus; transcription regulator complex
Molecular function (GO): zinc ion binding; RNA polymerase II cis-regulatory region sequence-specific DNA binding; nuclear receptor activity
Source: RefSeq, a predicted model, not a curated record